AUGGGUCGAGAGAGGAAGAGAGGGAUGGGUCGAGAGAGGAAGAGAGGGAUGGGUCGAGAGAGGAAGAGAGGGAUGGGUCGAGAGAGGAAGAGAGGGAUGGGUCGAGAGAGGAAGAGAGGGAUGGGUCGAGAGAGGAAGAGAGGGAUGGGUCGAGAGAGGAAGAGAGGGAUGGGUCGAGAGAGGAAGAGAGGGAUGGGUCGAGAGAGGAAGAGAGGGAUGGGUCGAGAGAGGAAGAGAGGGAUGGGUCUAAUCAUGGUAAUUAAAUGAUUCCUCCUUCAGUAAUGGCUAAUUAUUUUAAUGAGGUACUGUGCCUUGCCUACCUUCCAUUAUGAUACCAUCCACAUGGCUGAGAGGAGAGCCCAGUUGCACUGCAUCUAAUGAGAAUGACAGCAACUGUGAAACACGGAUGAUCAUUCCGGCUCCGAUGGUGAUUGGGUUGUCAGUAGGGGCAGUGGAGCGGGGAGUGAAGAAUGCAGGCCAGGUCAGGACUAAAAACAAAUAGUAUUUGGCCCCUGUUCUCCACACUUGUCAUUAUGACAAUAUCAGGGAGGAUCUGUUCAAUCAUCACCGAGGCCAUGGUUCAUUUGUCUAUUCACUGGUUCUUGUUAAAGAAAGCGAUGUGCCUUGUUUAAACUAAGCCCUGUCAUCUCACAGGCUGUCAACUGUCUAUUGUGCAAAUCACAUUAUCAUAGUUUUUUUUUUCUCUAAAAAUACAUUUAUUUCUGUGUAUUCUGUAAAUCGUAUCGCUGUUUAAUAGAAAGGCCUUUGAACGUGAAAUAUGUUAAUGUGAAAUAUGUGAAUGUGAAAUAUAUGUGAAUGUCAAGUUCAAAAGGUACCGGGGUGUGGAGGGGUCAGGGUGAGGGGGGGUGAGGGUGAGUCAGUGGGAUAAGGUGGGGUUGUUUGGGAGGAGGUGAGAGAGAGAAGUAAAAGACCUUGUCUCCCCCUCCUUGUCCUCCCCCCUCCUUGUCUCCCCCCUCCUUGUCUCCCCCUCCUUGUCUCCCCCUCCUUGUCUCCCCCUCCUUGUCUCCCCCUCCUUGUCUCCCCCCUCCUUGUCUCCCCCCUCCUUGUCUCCCCCUCCUUGUCUCCCCCCCUCCUUGUCUCCCCCCCUCCUUGUCUCCCCCUCCUUGUCUCCCCCCUCCUUGUCUCCCCCUCCUUGUCUCCCCCUCCUUGUCUCCCCCUCCUUGUCUCCCCCCUCCUUGGUGUGUGUGUGCAGGGAAGGUGUGCGCUAUAAAGGACAGGGUUGGAAUGCUUGGAAUAGUUCCGUGCAUCUCUUCACUCUUACCAACAUGGGUUACUGGAGGGCAGAACAGAACUACAGGAUAGCAACACGUGAUCUGUUCCCCUGCUCCGGUAGCACCCUGUGUUUUGUGCAAUCGUGUGACAUAGAAAGAUUUUAUCCUGUAUUUUAUCCAGAAAUUCAGCGAUUAUCUGACAAUUGUGAUGGACCAUCUGACAUGAAGAGAAAAGGGGGACAGUUUGAUGGAAAAAGCUUUAAAAUACAGGUUCAAAUCAAGGUCAUGUCACACGAUUGCGCAAAACACAGGACCUUACCUAUAAAUCAUGGGGGAAAAAACCUGAGAUCAGGCUGGCAUGUAUAGAGUCUCUAUGGUUAUCCCCCUGAUACUCCCCCCUGAAUGAGAUGGUGUGUGAGGCCCAAUAGGACAGAGUGUUUGGCAGUGAGGAGCGACAGGUGCAGAGACCAUUUUCUUGGCUUUGUUUUUAGAAAACCAUUCCUCUCAUAACCUUAACGCCUUGCUGAUCCUGUGAUACAAGUCAGUACUCGACGUCCAUCCAUGUCUGAGGACGUCUGGAGAUGACGUGGAAAUUGGCCACUAGGGGCAACAGUAAGAGUUGUUACGUUCAAGUAGGUUUGGGUUUCGGGCGUUCUGGACUGGGAUGGUGAUGGGCGUAAGUAUCUGCCUCUGAUUCCAAAAAAAUAUAAAACAAUGUAAUCAAUUUUAGAAUAAGGCUGUAACUUAACAAAAUGUGGAAAAAGUCAAGGGGUCUGAAUACUUUCCGAAAACCACACUGUGUGGUUAUCUCAACAUUACAACUUUGAACUUACAUAGAACGUUGAUAUAUACGGUGCAUUCGGAAAGUAUUUCAGACUCCUUUUACUUUUUCCGUAUUUUGAUACGUUACAGCUUUGUUCUAAAAUGGAUGAAAUUGUUAUUUUCCCUCAGCAAUCUACACACAAUACCCCAUAAUGACAAAGCAAAAACAGGUUUUUAGAGAUGUCUGCAAAUGUAUAAAAUAUUUAAGAAACGGAAAUAUCACAUUUACAUACAGUACCAGUCAAAAGUUUGGACACACCUACUCAUUCAAGGGUUUUCUUUAUUUUUACUAUUUUCUACAUUGUCAUUAUGGGGUACGGUGUGUAGAUUGAUGAGGAAAAACAUUAAUUGAAUCAAUAGAUUUUAUCAUCUAAUUGCUAUAUUCAGUGAGACAUAGACAAAAGAUUGUAUAAUGUAAAUGCUAUAUUCAGUGAGAUCUCUCCAUAGAUGCAACCACAGCUUAAACCAACUUGAUCAAGGAUUCAAAGUCAACCGUAGAUGCAUCUAUCAUUCAGGAAGCUAGAUAGCUAAUGUCCACAACUCUCACUUUUUCACAGUUGUGUCCUCCAUAACAGCGUAUUGCCGUUAUGGCAAUAUUACCUUUCAGUCACUCUCUACACGGCUUACCAUCUGCCCUCUCGCUCGCUCCCUCCCUCUCCCUCGCUCUCCCUCUCACAUACUCUCACUCCCUCCCUCUCCCUCGCUCUCCCUCUCCCUCCCUCUCUCUCCCUCUCCCUCCCUCUCCCUCGCCCUCCCUCUCCUUCCCUCUCCCUCACCCUGCUUGAUGCCAUUUUGUCUCUGUUUGUCCUUGGCUCUCACACAGCAAACUUUCUGUCUUAGCCAUUUUACAAGACCAGAGACAACUGACAUACAGCCGUAAAUCUCUCUCUCUCUCUCUCUCUCCUCUCUCUCUCUCUCUCUCUCUCUCUCUCUCUCUCUCUCUCUCUCUCUCUCUCUCUCGCUCUCUCGCUCUCUCUCUCACUCUCUCUCUCUCUCUCUCUCUCUCCUCUCAUUAAUAUUACUACCUCUGCCUAGGGGAGCACAGAAAGGUAAUUUACUGCUGAAAAAUACAGUUCUAUGACAACGCAACACUAUGAAAUAGUAAUUAAAUAUGAGGAUAAACAGCAUGCCCUUUUCUUAUUGCAUCCAUGAAACAACAGUGAAUUCAUCAAUUCAGUUCCUCGUCAUUGUAUAUCAUUACAUUUGCCAUUUUUCAUUUCAGGUGCAUCGACUGUAAAUGUCACAGGCAAAACAAAGGCCACCUCUUCAUUCAGCACCUGUUUGUUUGUCAUGACUGCACCCAACAGCCAGAAGACAAGUAUUAGACAUUCACAAGUGACCUGGGGGAUAAAGAUAUCAAUCAAAUGCUUAGUUUUAUAAUGAUAGACACAGGGAACAUAAUUACAAGGUGAAAACAGACACCUUGUCUUUCAUCUGAAUGAUGGAUGAGGUUUCAACUGGGUAGCUACUUUCUCUCCAUCUGAGUGGUGGUAAAAUAUGACCUUUUAUUCCAAAACAUCGAGCAUGUCAUCUCUCAGCACAUCUCUCAGCACAUCUCUCAGCACAGCUGUCAAAUGUGUCUGGAAUUCCACUGAACCAUUUGAUUUUGCUGUAAGCAUAGUAGGAAAAAAAAUAUUGCAAAACCAUUUAUUAAAAUUGUUUAUGUGGUGAGACUGAGUCACACUAGAGACCCCCUAGGUCCUAGUCCAUGAGAGGAUUUCAAUGGUACAAGCAACAUGGCUUAUUCAUCACAAAACCCACUGAUAUUGCCAAUUACUUUAAAGAUUUUUUCAUUGGAAAGAUCAGCAAAUUUAGGCAUGACAUGCCAGCAACAAAACGCUGACACUAAACAUCCAAGUAUAACUGACCAAAUUAUGAACCAUUGUAAUUUUGAAUUAUGUAAAGUGAGUGUGGAAGAGGUGAAAAAAGUAUUGUUGUCCAUCAACAAUGACAAGCCACCUGGGUCUGACAACUUGGAUGGAAAAUUACUGAGGAUAAUAGCGGACAAUAUUGCCACUCCUAUUUUCCAUAUCUUCAAUCUUACAAGGAAAUGUGUGCCCUCAUGCCUGAAGGGAAGCAAAAGUCAUUCCGCUACCCAACAAUAGUAAAGCCACCUAUGGUCGGCUGUUUGAGCCAGUAAUCAGCCUGUUACCAACCCUUAGUAAACUUUUGAAAGAAAUGGUGUUUGACCAGAUACAAUGCUAUUUUACAGUAAACAAAUUGACAACAGACUUUCAGCACGCUUAUAGGGAAGGACAUUCAACAAGCACAGCACUUACAGAAAUGACUGAUGAUUGGCUGAGAGAAAUUAAUAAUAAAAACAUUGUGGGAGCUGUUUUGUUAGACUUCAGUGCAGCUUUUGACAUUAUCGAUCAUAGUCUGAUGCUGGAAAAACACAUGUGUUAUGGCUUUACACCCCCUGCUAUAUUGUGGAUAAAGAGUUACCUGUCUAACAGAACACAGAGGGUGUUCUUUAAUGGAAACCUCCAACAGAAUCCAGGUAGAAUUCCCCAGGGCAGCUGUUUAGGCCCCUUACUUUUUUCAAUCUUUACUAAUGACAUGCCACUGGCUUUGAGUAAAGCCAGUGUGUUUAUGUAUGCGGAUGACUCAACACUAUAAAUGUCAGCUACUACAGCGAGUGAAAUUACUGCAACACUUAACAAAGAGCUGCAGUCAGUUUCAGAAUGGGUGGCAAGAAAUAAGUUAAAUAUUUUAAAAACUAAAAGCAUUGUAUUUGGGACAAAUCAUUCACUAAACUCUAAACCUCAACUAAAUCUUGUAAUGAAUAAUGUGGAAAUUGAGCAAGUUGAGGUGACUAAACUGCUUGGAGUAACCCUGGAUUGUAAACUGUCAUGGUCAAAACAUGUUGAUGCAGCAGUAGCUAAGAUGGGCAGAAGUCUGUCCAUAAUAAAGCGCUGCUCUGCAUUCUUAACACUAUCAACAAGGCAGAUCCUACAGGCCCUUGUUUUGUCACACCUGGACUACUGUUCAGUAGUGUGGUCAGGUGCCACAAAGAGGGAUUCAGGAAAAGUACAAUUGGCUCAGAACAGGGCAGCACGGCUGGCCCUUAAAUGUACACGGAGAGCUAACAUUAAUAAUAUGCAUUUGAAUCUCUCAUGGCUCAAAGUGGAGGAGAGAUUGACUUCAUCACUACUUGUUUUUGUAAGAGGUGUUGACAAGCUGAAUGCACCGAGCUGUCUGUUUAAACUACUAGCACACAGCUUGGACACCCAUGCACACCCCACAAGACAUGCCACCAGAGGUCUCUUCACAAUCCCCAAGUCCAGAACAGACUAUAGGAGGCGCACAGUACUACAUAGAGCCAUGACUACUUGGAACUCUAUUCCACAUAAGGUAACUGAUGCAAGCAGUAGAAACAGAUAAAAAUACACCUUAUGGAACAGUGGGGACUGUGAAGAGACACACACAUACACCAGUGGAGGCUGCUGAGGGGAGGACGGCUCAUAAUAAUGGCUGGAAUGGAGUCGAUGGAAUGGUGUCAAACACAUCAACGAUGUGGUUUCCAUGUGGUUGAUGCCAUUCCGUCGACUCCAUUCCAGCCAUUAUUAUGAGCCGUCCUCCCCUCAGCAGCCUCCACUGACAUGCACAUGCUAACACACCCACUCUACACACACGUACACAUGGAUUUUGUAUUGUAGAUAUGUGGUAGUAGAGUAGUGGCCUGAGGGCACACACGUAAUGUGUUGUGAAAAGGGUUAUGAAAUAAAAGGUCAUGAAUUAUUCUUUCUUGUAUGUAACUGCCUUAAUGUUGCUGGACCCCCGGAAGAGUAGCUGCUGCCUUGGCAGGAACUAAUGGGGAUCCAUGAUAAACCCCAGGAAGAGUAGCUGCUGCCUUGGCAGGAACUAAUGGGGAUCCAUAAUAAACCCCAGGAAGAGUAGCUGCUGACUUGGCAGGAACUAAUGGGGAUCCAUAAUAAACCCCAGGAAGAGUAGCUGCUGCUUUGGCAGGAACUAAUGGGGAUCCACAAUAAACCCCAGGAAGAGUAGCUGCUGCCUUGGCAGGAACUAAUGGGGAUCCAUAAUAAACCCCAGGAAGAGUAGCUGCUGACUUGGCAGGAGCUGAUGGGGAUCCAUAAUAAACCCCAGGAAGAGUAGCUGCUGCCUUGGCAGGAACUAAUGGGGAUCCAUAAUAAACCCCAGGAAGAGUAGCUGGUGCCUUGGCAGGAACUAAUGGGGAUCCAUAAUAAACCCCAGGAAGAGUAGCUGCUGACUUGGCAGGAACUGAUGGGGAUCCAUAAUAAACCCCAGGAAGAGUAGCUGCUGCCUUGGCAGGAACUAAUGGGGAUCCAUAAUAAACCCCAGGAAGAGUAGCUGGUGCCUUGGCAGGAACUAAUGGGGAUCCAUAAUAACCCCAGGAAGAGUAGCUGUUGACUUGGCAGGAACUGAUGGGGAUCCAUAAUAAACCCCAGGAAGAGUAGCUGCUGCCUUGGCAGGAACUAAUGGGGAUCCAUAAUAAACCCCAGGAAGAGUAGCUGUUGACUUGGCAGGAACUAAUGGGGAUCCAUAAUAAACCCCAGGAAGAGUAGCUGCUGCCUUGGCAGGAACUAAUGGGGAUCCAUAAUAAACCCCAGGAAGAGUAGCUGCUGCCUUGGCAGGAACUAAUGGGGAUCCAUAAUAACCCCAGGAGAGUAGCUGGUGCCUUGCAGGAACUAAUGGGGAUCCAUAAUAAACCCCAGGAAGAGUAGCUGGUGCCUUGGCAGGAACUAAUGGGGAUCCAUAAUAAACCCCAGGAAGAGUAGCUGCUGCCUUGGCAGGAACUAAUGGGGAUCCUAAUAAACCCCAGGAAGAGUAGCUGCUGCCUUGGCAGAACUAAUGGGGAUCCAUAAUAACCCCAGGAAGAGUAGCUGUGCCUUGGCAGGAACUAAUGGGGAUCCAUAAUAAACCCAAGAAGAGUAGCUGCUGCCUUGGCAGGAACUAAUGGGGAUCCAUAAUAAACCCCAGGAAGAGUAGCUGCUGACUUGGCAGGAACUGAUGGGGAUCCAUAAUAAACCCCAGGAAGAGUAGCUGCUGCCUUGGCAGGAACUAAUGGGGAUCCAUAAUAACCCCAGGAAGAGUAGCUGCUGCCUGGCAGGAACUAAUGGGGAUCCAUAAUAAACCCCAGGAAGAUAGCUGCUGCCUUGGCAGGAACUAUGGGGAUCCUAAUAAACCCCAGGAAGAGUAGCUGGUGCCUUGGCAGGAACUAAUGGUGAUCCAUAAUAACCCCAGGAAGAGUAGCUGCUGCCUUGGCAGGAACUAAUGGGGAUCCAUAAUAAACCCCAGGAAGAGUAGCUGCUGCCUUGGCAGGAACUAAUGGGAUCCAUAAUAAACCCCAGGAAGAGUAGCUGCUGCCUUGGCAGUAACUAAUGGGGAUCCAUAAUAAACCCCAGAGAGUAGCUGCUGCCUUGGCAGGAACUUAUGGGGAUCCAUAAUAAACCCCAGGAAGAGUAGCUGCUGACUUGGCAGGAACUAAUGGGGAUCCAUAAUAAACCCCAGGAGAGAGUGCUGGUGCCUUGGCAGGAACUAAUGGGGAUCCAUAAUAAACCCCGGAAGAGUAGCUGCUGACUUGGCAGGAACUAAUGGGGAUCCAUAAUAAACCCCAGGAGAGUAGCUGCUGCCUUGGCAGGAACUAAUGGGGAUCCAUAAUAACCCAGGAAGAGUAGCUGCUGCCUUGGCAGGAACUAAUGGGGAUCCAUAAUAAACCCCAGGAGAGUAGCUGCUGCCUUGGCAGGAACUAAUGGGGAUCCAUAAUAAACCCAGGAAGAGUAGUGCUGCUUGGCAGAACUAUGGGGAUCCAUAAUAAACCCAGGAAGAGUACUGCUGCUUGGCAGAUAUGUGGAGUCCAUAUGAAACAAAGAGUAGCUCUGCUUGAGAACUAAGGGGAUCAUAUAACCAGAAAUAGCUGUCUCAGGAUUGGUCAUAUACCCCCGGAAGAGUGGCGCCCGAGUACAAUGGAACAGUCUUAUCUUUAAACCCAGAUAAUUGUUCCCUCAAAUAAUGGGUCCCCUAGUAACCCUCUGGCAACAUACUUGUGUCUAAAUCAUGGGACCAUAAAAAGCUCCCUUGACACUAAUAACGUCCCUCAGGUAACUAAACCAUAAAAACGUCAUAAGCUAAUGGGGCAUCAGGAACUAAUGGGGAUCCAUAUAACCCCAGGAAGAUAGCUGCUGGCAGUGAACUAAUGGGAGUCCAUAUAACCCCAGAAGAUAGGCUGCUUACCUUGGCAGGAACAAUGGGAUCCAUAAUAACCCCAGGAAGAGUAGUCCUGAAAGAACUGUGCCUUGGCAGGAACUAAUGGGGAUCCAUAAUAACCCCAGGAAGAGUAGCUGCUGCCUGGCAGGAACUAAUGGGGAUCCAAAUAAACCCCAGGAAGAGUGCUUGCCUUGGCAGGAACUAAUGGGAUCAUCAUAAACCCCAGGAAGAGUAGCUGCUGACUUGGCAGGAAUAAUGGGGAUCCAUAAUAAACCCCAGGAAGUAGCUGCUGACUUGGCAAAUAAUGGAAUCUAAUAACCCCAGGGAGUACUGCUGGCAGAACUAAGGGAUCCUAUACCCGGAAGAGUAUGGCCUUGCAAACUAUGGGAUCACUAAUAACCCCAGGAAAUGUGUCCUUGGAAAACUAUGGACAAAUAAACCAGAUAGCGCUGCCUGCAGGAGCUGAUGGGGAUCCAUAAUAAACCCCAGGAAGAGUAGCUGCUGACUUGGCAGGAACUGAUGGGGAUCCAUAAUAAAUAUAAAUGUACAUGGUGAAACUUCCUAGUCUAUAAGAGGGUAUGGUAGCGCUAUUACCAUACGGCUUACACCUGUCAAAUCCUCUCAGAGCUCCACAAGGGCAUAGGGCAUAGGGCAUAGGGCAUAGGGGUCCAUUUGGGAUUGGGCCACAGUUUAGUCCUAGCACAACCUUUCAAGGAAUAAAAAGCAAUCGGUACAAUAGUCAUGAUCUGCUUCCAACCUACCAGUGCCGACCAUACAUGCUCUCUACUCUCCUGUGUGCAUUCCAUAGCCUAAAUGAGGCAUGUAGGAUCUUCAGUAGCUGCCAAGAAUCAACAACCCACACUAGUCUGCCAGUAGCAUCGACGUAGGCCUACAGUAAACAAGUCUGAAGAGUCAGAGUUUCCUAGUUCCGACCAGCAGUUGAACGCAGCAUAUAUUGUUUUUAAAUGGGCUUGUCAGAUGAGGAUUUGGGAAGAGGAAGUAAAGAGCGCGUUCGGGGAGCUUUGCAGUCGCCCCUCCCCUCAGCGUGCGUUUCACCCUAUCUGGUGGAGGUCCUCGUCUGUAAUUCCUGCACUCUCUUGCCAGAGAGUGCUCGCAGUUGUCUUCCCUUGUGCCCGGUGUCGUCGUGCGCAACGAACGGUGGACGUUUACUGUAAGAGCGAACGAACCCGACUGAACUUAAGAACUGGAGAGCUUUGUUGGAGAAGGACGAACAGGGACACCUGACGAAACAGUCUCAAGCGCCCUGCGUUCUCUUGCGUAUGUAGCCUAUGUUUGAAACCUGUUCAACCGCAAAAGGCUGUAGGAAUGUGGGAUAUAAGUCAAUGGUGAGUAGGCUAGUGUAUGAUCGACGUUUAUAGUUAACUGGGCUGGUUUUGCAAUGUGUAGCUUAGGCUAUUUCUGUGCAUAUUAUAAUAAUAUAAUAUAAUAUGCCAUUUAGCAGACGCUUUUAUCCAAAGCGACUUACAGUCAUUAUGGCUUCCGAAUUGGCUGCAGGGAGAUUGAUUUUGCUGAGUGAUUAGUCCUUUUUGACCUCUGUUCGGUUUCGGUUGGAUUAUUAAAGAAUCACUGCCAAACACGAUUUUUUAAACAUUAAAUUCACUAUGCAUUAUUAUGUGGGUUGAAUGCUGUAACAACAGAAUAAAGAAUAAAAGUCCCGUGAUGGUAGUGACUGCCCAUUACUGCUUAUCACUUAACCAUCAGUUAUUCACAUUACUUUACUUAAUAAAAUAUUUCAGUUGUUGUGUAUAUUACGUUUGUAUUUAUUUUAUGACUUUAUUAUUUCAUUCCAAAUCAUCAUCAUCUCUAUAGAGCUGCUGCCUAUGCUGUCUGACUAAAUCACUAUUUUAGUAGUCCUUCAAAGUAAAUAAGGCAUACUUUAAUGACUGCUGAACACCAACCAUCAAUCACUUAGAUCAUGUAUUUUCAGCUAGAGAUACACUACAUGACCAAAAGUAUGUGGACACCUGCUUGUCGAACAUCUCAUUCCAAAAUCACGGGCCAUACUAUGGAGUGGUCCCCCCCCCCCCUUGCUGUACCACAGCCUCCACUAGCCGUGGGCACAUUCUGAGGGAUUCUUCCAUUCAGCCGCAAGAGCAUUAUUGAGGUCGGGCACAGAUUUUUUUUGUUGUUGGUCAUUUAGCAGACGCUCUUAUCCAGAGUGACUUACAUUUAGUGAGUGCAUACAUUUAUCAUACUGUAUCCAAUGGUGGCGAGCUUUAUACCACUCCCGCCGACGCUUGGCAUUGCGAUUAUGGGAUCUUGUGUGUGGCUGCUUGCAUGGAAACCCAUUUCAUGAAGCUCCCGACGAAACCCUUAUUGUGCUAACAUUGCUUUAGAGGCCAGUUUGAAACUCGGUAUAGUGGUGUUGCAACGAGGACCGACGAUUUUUACGCGCUGCGUGAUUCAGCAUCUGUGGUACAGUUCUGUGAGCUUGUGUGGCCUUACCACUUUGCCGGCUGAGACCUUUGUUGCUCCAAGAUGUUUCACUUCACAAUAACCGCACUUACAGUUGGACCGGUGGCAGCUCUAGCAGGCAGAAAUUUGACGAACUGAACUGGUUAGGAAAGGUGGCAUCCUAUGACGUGCCACGUUGGAAGUCACUGGGCUCUUCAGUAAGGCCAUUCUACUGCCAAUGUUUGUCUAUGGAGAUUGCAUGGCUGUGUGCUCGAUUUUAUGCACCUGUCAGCAACGGGUGUGGCUGAAAUAGCUGAAACCACUAUUUUGAAGGGGUGUCCACAUACUUUUGUAAAUAUAGUGUACCUUGUGAAGAAACUGCUCUCUAUGUAUCACCUCUUGAUCGCACAUUCUUAUGUCCCUUACGUAGUAGCAGGUGUAAAAGAAACACAGACCGGACAAGUAUCUGUGCAAUGGAUUAUGGUUAUUGUAGUUAAUUAUCACGUUUUCUGCGGUAAACUAUGUAGUACAUUGGCCUGUUGGAAACUACAACUCCCUACUACAUGGCACAGUUUGGGCAUGAUCUGAUUUAUCUCUAGAGAAACUGCAGCACAAUGUGCGCAUUGAGCUCACAGAAAAAAAAUUACAAGAAAUGGAAUUCAAAGAAUUUGAUCCACUUCGGUCAAUUAGUUAUGGGCUGUUUAAAAUACUCAUUAUGUAGAUAAAUAUCUCCCUGAACUUUUUUUUUCUUUUUUUUUUUUUAUUACAGUAAGAUAACCAAUGUUUCCCUGACAACAUGACGACAGAUCUGAGCCUGACGUCCCUCCUGAAUGUGUCUGAUCUCCACAACGUGACGCGGGGUGUGGGGGGAUGUUCCCUGACCAGAACAGGCUUCCAGUUCUACUACCUACCCACCGUGUACAUCCUGGUGUUCGUCGCCGGCCUGGUGGGGAACAGUCUGGCCAUCUGGAUGUUCGUCUGCCACAUGAGACCCUGGAGCAGCAUCUCCGUGUACAUGUUCAACCUGGCCCUGGCCGACUUCUGCUACGUCCUCUCCCUCCCGUUCCUCAUCUUCUACUACUUUAAUAAGACAGACUGGAUAUUCGGGGACGUUCUCUGCCGACUGCAGAGGUUUAUAUUCCACGUGAAUCUGUACGGCAGCAUCCUGUUCCUGACCUGUAUCAGUGUCCACAGGUACACAGGAGUGGUCCACCCGCUCGAGUCCCUGGGCAGGCUCAAGAAGAAGAACGCCGUCCUGACCAGCGCCCUGGUCUGGGUCGUGGUCCUAGCGGGAAUCUCUCCCAUCCUCUACUACUCCAGGACGGGGGAGAAACGUAACGCGACCACGUGCUACGACACGACCACGGAGGAUGAGCUGCCGGGCUACUUCAUCUAUAGCAUGUGUUUGACCGUCUUCGGCUUCUGCGUCCCCUUCAUCAUCAUCCUGGGUUGCUAUGGGAUGAUCGUCAAGGUGCUGAUAUGUAAAGACGUGAACAACGCCCCGUUACGGCGUAAGUCCAUCCACCUGGUGAUUAUCGUGCUGGCCGUGUUCGCUGUGUCCUACCUGCCCUUUCACGUGAUGAAGAACCUGAACAUGCGAGCCAGGCUGUACUUCCAGGGCCCGGACAUGUGUGACUUUAAUAACCGCGUGUACGCCAUCUACCAGGUGACGCGGGGGCUGGCCAGCCUCAACAGCUGUGUGGACCCGGUCCUCUACUUCCUGGCUGGGGACACGUUCAGGAGGAAGCUGUCCAGAGCCACUAAAAAACAAUCCAGGAAGGGGGAACUCCCCCUCCAGUCCAAGAGUGAAGAGGCUGCGCUCAACAGCCUGCCGGAGUAUGUCGAGAACGGGGAUGGGUCUAAAUCUGGGUCUGUGUCUGGGUCUAGGUCCGGGUGGUCUGUCUGAACCUCUACAUGGGUUUGUGUGUGAAUUUGCUGUGAGUUGGUGCUGUGGACCUUACAGACUGUGUGCACUGUGGUCGGAACGGUCUGGGUGGGAAUCUGACAAAGCUGAUGGUAAUGGGUUGUUUCUCUGUAAUGUCAUCACUAGGUAGGGUACUGUAUAUUCUGAAUGUCAACCAAGUGCUCAUCCGUCCAAAACCAAACGGAAGGAGAAGGUAAUAGGUUGAGCUCCUGUAAACAGUCUCAAGUCUCUUGUUCCUCUAACCAACCAACGCUAAUGUGUUUGUAAUGGAGAGAUGGCUCUGCUAGCCACCCAGUG
This is a messenger RNA of Coregonus sp. 'balchen', 12879 nucleotides long. Lineage: Eukaryota; Metazoa; Chordata; Actinopteri; Salmoniformes; Salmonidae. The record is from the annotation of a GenBank genome assembly.